Molecule: messenger RNA, 1881 nt
Organism: Homarus americanus (American lobster)
Lineage: Eukaryota; Metazoa; Arthropoda; Malacostraca; Decapoda; Nephropidae
Product: ATP-dependent RNA helicase DDX42-like
Exons: 5
Molecular function (GO): RNA helicase activity; RNA binding
Source: RefSeq, a predicted model, not a curated record
GUAAGGUCUAUAUGUGACCAUGUUCGGCCAGAUCGUCAAACUCUCCUCUUCUCAGCCACUUUCAAGAGAAAAGUUGAGAGACUGGCUAGAGAUGUCUUGACAGACCCUGUCCGUGUAGUACAAGGAGAACUUGGAGAAGCAAACCAGGAUGUAACACAGAUUAUUCGGCUUUUGAGUUCAAGUGGUCAUAAAUGGUCUUGGCUCGUUCAGUACCUUGUAGAAUUUAUGUCUGCUGGCAGUGUGUUAAUAUUUGUUACUAAGAAAGCUAAUGCUGAGGAAUUAAGCAAAAAUCUGGUGACCAAAGAAUUUGAAGCUCUGCUCCUGCAUGGUGAUAUGAGUCAGUUUGAGAGAAAUGAAGUUAUAACUGCAUUUAAAAAAAAAGAUAAGCCAAUUUUGGUUGCAACUGAUGUAGCAGCACGAGGUCUAGACAUCCCCCAUAUCAGAACUGUUAUUAACUAUGAUGUAGCCAGAGACAUAGACACUCACACGCAUCGAAUUGGUCGUACAGGUCGAGCUGGUGAGAAGGGUACGGCAUACACACUGGUAACAGAUAAGGAUAAGGAGUUUGCAGGACAUUUGGUACGGAACCUUGAAGGAGCUGCGCAGGAAGUACCGUCUGAACUAUUGGAACUAGCCUUGCAGAGCUCUUGGUUCCGUAAGUCUCGAUUUAAGCAAGGUAAAGCGAAGGCUCUUGGGGGACGAGGAUUAGGCUUCAGAGAACGUCCAGGACUAGGCUGUACUCCAAUCAGUGAAUCCACAGCAGGUAGUGGUGGUGGUUGUGUUGGUGGUGGAGGUGUUGGGGGUGUUGGUGCUAGUAUGGCAGUAGGCCCAGCGAGUCAGGCCUAUGGAGGUGGAGACCCCAGCAUGACCGGCCCAGCUACUAAUCGUCUUGCUGCCAUGAAAGCUGCGUUUCAUUCACAGUACAAGAAUCAGUUUACUGCAGCCAGUGCUGACACUUCAUGGACUUUAGGUGAUGCUAAGGCUGUUCAGCUCGCUCCACCACGGGACCGCAAGAGAAAGUCCAGAUGGGAUGACUAAGUGUUGAACUGCAAUUGUUUUGAUUUUUAAUAUAUAAAUUUGUAGUUCUCACUCUUAGUUACUAAACCUUAUAGAUGAAACCCAUUAUACAAAUUCAAUAAACUAAAACUAACAUCACAAACUGACAUUUCAAUUUGUAAAUUCCUACUGUUAGCCAAAAUAUGGUUUGUUUUUCAAGCUUUGACAUUUUAAGUGUGGUAACUGAAAGUGAUCGUGUUAUCCAUUUCUCCCAGCUAAGCUACUGAACUGACACAUGUCUAAGUUGGGAUGUCUGUCUCCUCAAUUGUUUAAUCCCUUUUCAUUCUUGUGAUAUAAGUGGGUCUUGAAAAGUCAGUCUGUGCUGUCGGAGUUACUGAGACAUUCAGUGUAAAGCAAAAAAUGUAUUGAAUAAUGAUAGAAAAUACUUAGUCAUUAAUGUCAGUUACAAGGAUCAAAUGGAGGAUAAAAGUUUAAUGUAUAGCUUACACAGUAGCAGUAUUUGGGGAAGAGACCAUAGGGGUAAGAAAAGUUAAUAUUCUUGGGAAAUUGAUGUAAAGUUGUUAGUAAGAGAAAUAAUAACUCGCAUGUGUAAUGUAUCUUACUACAUACGUGGAAUGUGGAGGAUGAAUGGUUGUAACAAAACUCUUAAUAAAUAAUAUGAAGAUACAAAAAAAUAUUUAAUGAAUUAUGCAACUGUGUUACAUUGUUAUAGAUUAGGUUUUAUUAAUGUUUUAAUACCGGAUUGUUUUCAGAUACAAUAAUGCCUAUAGUGACUUUUUCUGACAGUGAUGUGUAACUGCUCUCUUAGUAAUCGUCUUCUGUGAGAUAUGUAAUGGAGUGAGAUAUAAACCAGAAUUUACCUAA